AUGGGUAAAAGAAGAAAAUGUAAUAUCUUAAUUGAAUCUAAUAAAGAAAGUGAAGAUAGUAAGGCUGUGACUUUAGAGCUAAACAAUAGCCAAGAAAAGUCUUCUACUAAUGCAUUUCAAUUGUUGAUGGAGUCCAGACUUAAAAGCAUUGGAAGCAACUCUCCUGGGAAACAUAGACCUGUCAUUGAGCCUGAAUGCCAGGAACUUUUAGUAAAAAGAGAACUGAAAGCAAAAAGAGUAUUGUCAUUACAAAAAAUGGCUGAGGCGAAAGGAUCACUAAAAAAUAAAGAACUUGAAGAUUUUAGAGAUAGAACCUUAAAGAAACAACUUUCGAAACAGGCAGAAACAUUUAAACUUAUGCUUAGUCAGGAAAACUCUGAGAGAAAAAAUAAAACGAAUGAGAAUAAAGAACAUUCUUUGAGUGAUAUUGAAAUCAUUGAUGUUAAUGAUACUCACUUACUAGAUGUUAAGAAGACUUUACAAUUAUGUAAUAUGUUUGAAAAAUCAGAUGCAGAGGGUUUUAGUAAAAAAUUGACAAAGAAAGUUUCUACCGAGGAUAUGGAAUUUUUAAGUAAAUUAUCUCCUUCUAUUCGCAAAAAAGAAAAUAUGAUGAGUUACUUUCCUAAAGUAGAAGAAAAAGUUGCUGAUACAGAUAACCCUGCUGAUGAAGGGGAAAUAACUGAUACUAUUAAGGUAAAAUUUAAAUCAAAAAUAAUGAAAACAAAAUCACAUAGAAGAAACAAAGAUCAAAAAUUUUCUAAUAAUCCUCAGAAUAAAAUGGAAAUCAGCAGAUGUGAUGAAAUACAGGAUUUAACUAAAAGUAGGAAGCUCAAAGUAUCUGAAUGUUCUACUUCAAACUUAAUUCCAAUAGAUGACACUGAAGUCAUAAAUGACGAUAAACGACCUAAACGAAAAACUAAAAGGCCAGCUAAAUACCUAGAUGAUACUAAAGUAAGCAGUUCUGAUGAGGAGCUUUACAUAUUUACACCAAAAAAAAAAAAGAAUUCAGGAAGAUUUACUGUAAAUAAGUCUACCUUAAAUUUAAUAGGUAUUAAAGAAUUAUGUCAAAAUAAAAAUCCAUCUAUUAAAGAAAACCAUGAAAAUUCACAGUCACAAAUAAAGCCUAUGAAGUGUACAGAUAAUAAAUUAAUCAACCCAUUGAAAUUAGCUCCUAUUUUUACAUCAAAACUAUCAAAUCUCAGUGUAGCAGAAAAAGAAGCCAGACAGAAAUUCUUGCAUAGUGGUAUUCCUCAAAAGUUGAAAAAAGAUAAUUCACAACUUAAAAAUAAUACUGCUAAAUUAGAGUUUCAUCCUGUAGUCCACAUUCAACAAAAUAUUGCAAAGACAUUAGAUAAAAUUGAAAUAAAUUUUUCUUCCCUCUGUGAUUCAUCUAAUGAUUCAAAUUUAGAAAUCAAUGAUAAUCUUUUCAAGUCUUUGACUAGCAUGGAUGAGGAAGUGAAGCAAGUAAUUCCAUCAAAUCAACAUGACCAGGAAAAUCUUUUACAUAUGAUAAAACAUUCAUAUCACAAGUUUCCAGUGUACAGAACCUAUCAUUUAUUGAAAGGAAAAAGUAACGGUGAAAACAAAGACUUCAAUUACCCAGAUUUAGACAACAGCAUUGAAAUAAUCCAUGAUCUUCCAAAUGAUUUUGAUUCUAUAGACAAAUUAUGUUGGGUUGAAAAAUAUAAACCUACAUCUACAAAACAAAUUAUUGGGAACUUUGCAGCAAUUGAUGAGUUAAAGAAAUGGUUACAAUCAUGGACUGAAAGUUUAGUUAAGACUAAAAAAGGUGGAGGUAGUGGUAGUUCUGAUUUUGAUGAUUUUCAAGAUUCAGAUGAUGAAAGUAGAGAGACAUUGAGAACUUCUAAUAAUGUGUUGGUUAUCUGUGGAGACGUCGGUUCGGGAAAAACAUCUAGCGUUUAUGCAGUUGCAGCAGAACUGGCUAUAAAAGUUAUUGAAGUGAAUUCUAGUAGUAAAAGGACAGGAAAAAUAAUGUUACAAGAUCUCCAAGAAGCAACAAGAUCCCAUAAAGUAGAUAGGGGAAAAAGUAAUUCAGAUAAUAGCCAAAAACUUCAGGAAACAGCUAAACCUAAAUUGCCCAAGAAACGAGGACGACCCAAGAAAGCAAAAGAUUUGUCAAAGGAUGUAAAAAAAAUCGAAAACAUGAAAUGCAUUGUAGAAUGUUCUUCUAGUCAAGAUAGUGUAAGAACUGACAGUUCUUUAAUAUUAAUUGAUGAUGCUGAUAUUGUGUUUGAACAAGAUGAUGGAUUCUGUUCUGCUAUCUCACAAUUAAUUCAAAGUUCAAAAAGACCAGUUAUAUUGAUAACAAGUUCUCUGUCUUGUCAACAUUUGCAAAAAUUCAUUCAGCUUGGGAAAGUUAUUAAAAUGCAUAAGUUUUUACCAAGAAUGUCAGGGACUUGGUUAGAUAUUAUGUGUGUAGCUGACACGGGAAUUUGUUUUCCUGGUCUUGGUGAUGGGUUAUUAGAUUAUUACAAAGGUGACAUACGAAAAACAAUUCAUAGCCUGCAAUUUUACAUGGUGUCCUACAAGCACUCGACAUGUGAAAAUUCACAGGAAAUAGCACAUGAUAAAUUAAGUAUAGAAGACGAGAAUUCAUGUUUAUCUUGGACAGAUGAAUAUAAUACAGACAAAACCACCCAACCAAAUACAUCAAAAAAUUUAGUACAGCAACAUAUUAAAGUAAUCAGUCUUGGUGCCCCAUUAGACCUAUUAAGUGUAUGGUGGAGUAUUUCCAAUGUAUAUGAAAGUCACAUAGAAAAUGAUAACCAGGAUUCAAAACAGCUAAUAUCUAUAUCAAAUGGGCUUUGUAUUAUAUCUGAAGCUGAUUGUUUCACCAAAAGAGCAAACAUAUGUGACAAAAUGUGGUAUCCAAAAGAAAGUGCCAGUCUCAAUGAAACUCAAAGUUAUGAAUAUUAUAAUAGGAAUAAUGAAGUUAGCAAAGAUAUAGCCAGAGAGCUUGGUUUAUUAGGUUCAAAAUGUACAACAAAUUGCAAGAGUGAAGUAAUUAUCGAUAUCUCUGCUCCAGGAUAUUAUACAGAAAGAGAGCAAGAGAAAAUUGCAUCUCGUCAUCAUACUUUGUCAAGUUAUUUAAAUCUUGGAGCGGUACUGGACAGAAGAGCAUUAGCCCUUGACUACUGGCCGUCUUGCAGAACCAUAUGUAGGUUGGAGAAAAACACAUUGAAUACAAAAAGAAAUAACCGUUUCUGUCAUUAUCUUAAAUCUUUAAAUGUCCUAUGUAAAAAUGAUUACUUUGAUGCGCUCAGCAAAAGCUUAAACAAUGCCCUAUAA
Pieris macdunnoughi is the source of this 3309-nucleotide messenger RNA. NCBI's taxonomy places the organism in Eukaryota, Metazoa, Arthropoda, Insecta, Lepidoptera, Pieridae. The record is from the annotation of a GenBank genome assembly.